GGAGGAGGAGGAGGAAGAAGAGGCGGCGGCGGCGGCAGGGGGGGGGGUCCCGGGCCCCGGUAUGGUGCAGCGCGGUACGCGGGGCCGGGGCGCGGAGGCUCGGCGGGAGCCCUGCGCCCCGUUGCCCACCCGCGACGCCGAACCCGCCUGGUGCAAGACGCCGAGCGGGCACAUCAAGCGGCCGAUGAACGCCUUCAUGGUGUGGUCGCAGCACGAGCGUCGCAAGAUCAUGGACCAGUGGCCCGACAUGCACAACGCCGAGAUCUCCAAGCGCCUGGGCCGGCGCUGGCAGCUCCUCCACGACUCCGAGAAGAUCCCCUUUGUCAAGGAGGCCGAGCGCCUGCGCCUCAAGCACAUGGCCGACUACCCCGACUACAAGUACCGGCCACGGAAAAAGGGCAAGGUGGGCACCGGCGCGUCCCGCCCGCGGCUCCCGGUGAAGAUCAAACCCUCCGUGCUAGGCCGCGUCUCCGCCGGCCGCAGGCAGCCCGCCAAACCGCCCGCCGACCCCGACGCCCCGCAGGAACCCGCGCCGGAGGUGCCCGUCGAGGACUGCCCCGCGGCGCCCGGCACGGCCGCCCGGCACGCGGCACCCGCCGGGGAACGCGGCCCCCAGGAGCCCCCCGCGCCCCCGAGCCCCGCCGCCGCCUGCCCCGAUGCGGGGAGGUCCCCGGAGAGCGGGUCCCCCUCUCCCAUGUCGGCCGGGUCCCCUCCCUCCUCCUUCAGCUCCUCCGAUGAGGAGCUGGAGGAAGAGCUGCUGGGGGUCCUGCCCGGGCGGGCCCCCGCCGGUGCCGCCUGCGGCACCCUGGACUGGUCCGUCUUCGACAAGGACCACGACCUCUUCCCGCGGGGAGGCUCCUCGCACUUCGAGUUCCCGGACUAUUGCACGCCCGAGGUGACGGAGAUGAUAGCGGGGGACUGGCUCAUGUCCAGCAUCUCGGACUUGGUCUUUACCUACUGAGUCCCGCGCUCUGCAGGUAAUGCUCUUUUUUUUUUUUUUUUUUUUUUUUUUUGUCCCCCCCCACAAUCAGGUCGUAUCAAAAAAAAAACCCACAAAAAAACCCACAACAAACCCCAGGAAAAAAAAAAACAUAAAAAGAACCGAAACCAGCUGUUUACAUGCAGGAAUCAGGUAUUUUGCCUUGAAGGCGCUGGAAGGCAGAGCUCCCUGCUCACCCCACCCCCCCGGCACACACCCACUCCUCAUCCGUCCGUCUGUCCGGCUCUCGCCUCACGACCGCCGGACACGUGGCUGGCCACCACGGUUAUUUGCCCCUGAAAUGCGAGCAUCUAACCGGGUUUUUCAUUGUCAGCGCCCAGCCCCUUCCCCCUGCGGCUCCAGCCGCUGCGGUGCUGCCGGCCAUGGCUGCUCCCGGUCGCUGCCAUCCCCGCUGGCGGCUGCCCCGUGUUCCCUCCCGCUCUGCGGGCAACGGGAGCACCCAUGCCACCCUCGGCUCUCGGUGCCCAUCCCGCCCUCCCCAUUCCUCAGGGAAUGGCCGAUUCCUUUUGCUUUUUGACUGCAUUUAAAGUACGGCUUCAAUUUUCUCCUCUUCCUUGUUGCAGCCCUUGGGGAGGGAUCCCCGGCUGCGCCGCGUCCGGGGGCGGCAGAGCCAUGCGGAGCCCUCCCUGCCUGACGCCUCGUUUUGGGGGGGGGGGUGUCUCUGGCUUCAGGGGUUCGGUGUCCCACAGGAACGGCUCUUUCCCCGCGGCGCGCGCUCCCCGCCGCUCGCUUUGGGAAGAGCGAAGUUGCGCGCACGUGAUCCGCACGUGGACGCGGGAGGCUGUGUUGUCCCUCUCGCCAGGCGGUUGUGCGGAGGAGGUUGUGCCGCGGGGGGAGCCCCUGCCCGUAGGCACCCCGAACCCCGGUGGGGAUGACCCCUUCCCAAAGCAGCCAGCCCCCAUUUUAGCCUUGGACGCGGUGUCCAUGCAGGACCCGCUCCGGGCUGGCUCCCCUUGGCCGGUGGAGCCGGGUCCCAGCGUGCCCGGCCGCGGUGAGCGAUGCUGCCGGGGUGGCAGGGAGCGGGCAGGGCAGGGUGGCUGGCAAGGGAUGCUGCGGGAAAUCUGCCUUAAGCAACCACCCAAACGGGGCCGAGGGCAGCGAGAGCCGACGCUGGUGGGCGCGCGGGGUGUGGGCGAUGCUCCGGCGCGGCGUUCCACCGCGCCAAGAGCAGGGGCAUCCCGGCAAAAUCGCUGCCAAGGAGCUUCCCGGCAGGGAAGGUCCUGCUGCAGCGACUCUUCCAGCUGGGUUUUUCUUUGCUUUUCCUAAUGGCUCCUUCCUGCAAUGAGCUGCCUCCUCCCGCUGCCGGGGAGCACGUGGCUGCAGCGCCGGCUCGGCGGCCGCCGCAGGCUGCGUUUGUGGGGCAGGGGCUGCGCUCGGGUACGGCCGUGCUGCGUGGGGUGCCGGUGGGGACCCCGGUCACCUCGAGCUGCCGGCCUUGGGGACGUGGCCGUGGCGGGGGCUGGCAGCACCCGGAGCUGCUGUGCUGGGCUCGGCGGGGACCGCUGCUUGAAGCAGCCUCUGAGGUCCCCCCACGGCCCCGAUUCCCGGGGGGGUCUGGGUGUGUGGGAGCCCUUCUGACCCGUCCCGGGCAGUGGGGGUGCCGGGGGCAGAGGGGCACCCACUCCCCGGGGCUCUGCCUCCCUGUUUUGGGGCUGCCGGUUCCUCCGGUCACAGGCUGCCCCAUGCCUGCCCAUUGCCGUGGGGCCGGCCGGAGCCGUGACCAGGGGAAGGGCAUCCCCCUCCUCGCCCCUCCCGGGGCUCUGGCAGCCCCCCAGGGUGGCUCGGAGAGGGGGACAGGCCUGGCCCCGCCGCCGGAGAUGCCGGUGGCUCCGGCUCAGCCGUGGGGACAGGCACCGCGGCGCAGGGAGAGUCGCGUCCCUGGGCCCUUCGCAGGGAUGCUCGGUGUCCCCCAGCCCCGUCCCGGGUGGCCUCGGGGUCCCCUCGAGGCACCUCCCUGACGGCCAGCCAUCAGCAUUGUAGAUGUGUCGGUGUGUAGCGGUAGCUGUGCGUGUGUGUGUCGGCGUUGCGUUAGCCACGGUGUUUCAGUAGCCCCGGUGCGGGUGCCAGCCUGCGGAGGCAGGCGGGUGUCACGCAUCAGACACGUGUUCCCCGUAUAGAGCGUGUCCCCGUCCCUGCCCCCCCCCCCCCCCCCCUCACCCCCCACCCCGAGGCCGUUCCCCACCGGACCCAGCCCCAGCCAAGGUGGAAAAGCCAAAUAAGCGCCGGGCCAGCCGCGACGCCGGCAGCCUGCUCCCGCCUCGCCGCCUCCCCGGGGGGGGGGCCUCUGCCUUCCCACCCCCCACGCCAGGAGCACCCCAAGCCCCCUCCCACGCGUGAACCAGGUUUGGGGUUCCCGUGGGGUCCUGCGGCCCCCCGGGCUCUCCGACGCGCACAGAUCUCGCCCAGCACCUCGGUGCCUUCUCGGGGCGCGCGCAGCCAGGGGCGCUCGGGAAAGGCGCCGAGGCUGCCGGCCGGCCGCCCUCCAUCCCCAUCCAUGGGGAAGCCAAAGCCCCCAAGUACCCGCAGGGCCUGAGGCCACGGUGAGGGUCUCGCAUCAUACGUGUGCUCUGCCAGCCCUGGAACUUGAGGCUGCAUCUCCUGUUCCCAGCAGGGACGCGGGUGGCCCGGGGUCCCGGUGGGUCCCUUGGGUGCCGUGCAUCACCCGUGGGCCGGGGUACUCCCUCCACGGACUGUCAGGCGAAACGUUUCCUCAGGAGCAGGUUCUGGGUCAGCGCCAGAACCGGAGCCAGAGCCGGGGUUCCCCCCCCCCACCCCGGCCGCAAGCACAACACCAUCCGCUUCGUCCCCGUCCCCGUCCCCCUCCUGCCCCCUCCUCGAGACUCGCUGGGUUUGUUUAUCGGGGGGGAACCGUUGUGGACAGUGGUGGAUUUUCUGUGCCGUGUGGUUGUAGUGCUUAGAGACCCCCCCCAGCGUGCGGCCCCCUCCCGCUGCGCCCCCCGCCUCCCCGCUGCCCGGUGCUGGCUGGCAUGCGUGUGCGAGCGUGUGUGCGUGCGACAUCCCGUCAUCACUAGAGACAAAGCGAAUAAUAAUAAUAAUAAUAAUAAUAAUAAUAAUAAUAAAAAUAAAAUAAAUGAAUAAUAAAAAUAAACCAAACCUCUCUCAGGAAGAAGCCGCCCCGGCGGCGGCCAAGCGGGCCGGGGGCCCCCGGAGCCGGCGGGGCCCCAGCGCAGCCUGUGGAUGGGCACCAGCGCUCGGGGUCACCUUUGUAGUGUUGUGUUAGUGAAGGGUUCCUGUAUCUGUUGUCUUGGAGAAAUAGGCUUUUAGCUGAGGGGCAGCCCCGGCCCCCUGUCCCGUCCCGGCGGGGGGGUGCGAAGCGGCCGGCUCUGGCUCUGCGGAAGCUCGGCUAACGGUUAUCCUGACUGUUGUGACUAUGGAAUAAAGUGUGUUGGUCUGCUG
This is a messenger RNA of Aquila chrysaetos chrysaetos, 4417 nucleotides long. RefSeq names its product SRY-box transcription factor 12 (gene SOX12). Gene Ontology annotation, biological process: anatomical structure morphogenesis; cell differentiation; positive regulation of transcription by RNA polymerase II. Gene Ontology annotation, molecular function: DNA-binding transcription factor activity, RNA polymerase II-specific; RNA polymerase II cis-regulatory region sequence-specific DNA binding. Bases 62 to 961 code for a protein of 299 amino acids. The record is from RefSeq and is a predicted model, not a curated record. NCBI's taxonomy places the organism in Eukaryota, Metazoa, Chordata, Aves, Accipitriformes, Accipitridae. The transcript has a single exon.